Stegastes partitus (bicolor damselfish) is the source of this 1867-nucleotide messenger RNA. It is a transcript of the gene atp1b2a, whose product is annotated as ATPase Na+/K+ transporting subunit beta 2a. Bases 1 to 777 code for a protein of 258 amino acids. The transcript is spliced from 8 exons. NCBI's taxonomy places the organism in Eukaryota, Metazoa, Chordata, Actinopteri, Pomacentridae. Gene Ontology annotation, biological process: sodium ion export across plasma membrane; intracellular potassium ion homeostasis; intracellular sodium ion homeostasis. Gene Ontology annotation, molecular function: ATPase activator activity. Gene Ontology annotation, cellular component: sodium:potassium-exchanging ATPase complex. The record is from RefSeq and is a predicted model, not a curated record.
AUGCACCGGGGCACUGGCCUCAUCCUGCUCUUCUACCUGGUCUUCUACCUGUUUCUGGCCGGCAUGUUCGCUCUCACCAUGUACAUCAUGCUGCUGACGCUCGACGACUACAAGCCCACCUGGCAGGACCGCCUGGCCACUCCAGGGAUGAUGAUUCGUCCAAAAGGCGACCAGCUGGAGAUCACCUUCUCAGUCUCCGACACUGAGAGCUGGGACGGCCUCGUCCACAACCUCAACUCCUUCCUGUCUCCCUACAACGACAGCUAUCAGGUUCAGACCAAUGAUAACUGUCCUCCUGAUCAAUACUUCAUCCAGGAGGACAGCGGAGAGGUAAGGAACAACCCCAAGCGUUCCUGUCAAUUCAAUCGGACGAUGUUGGAGGAUUGUUCUGGGAUGUCAGACCGUUUCUAUGGUUACAACAGAGGUCAGCCCUGCAUCCUCAUCAAACUUAAUCGGGUAAUCGGGAUGUUACCAGGGAAGGAUGGUCAAUCUCCAUACGUCACCUGUGGAGCCAAGAGGGAAGACAGCGAUAAGAUUGGACCUCUGGCUUAUUAUCCUCCAAACGGAACCUUCAACCUCAUGUAUUACCCGUAUUACGGCAAGAAAGCUCAGGUGAACUACACUCAGCCGCUGGUGGCCGUGAAGUUCCUGAACGCCUCCAUGAACACAGACAUCAACAUUGAGUGUAAAGUCACCUCCAACACUCUCGCCGACGGCAGCGAGAGGGAUAAGUUUGCCGGUCGGGUUUCCUUCAAACUACGAAUCAACGACAAAUAGACACACCUGUCUGCACACCUGUCUCAGGUUAAAGCUGCACUCUUCCAGAUGUUUCCUCAGUCGCCCUGUUACAGCCUCACAAUGACCAGCUGUGUUUCUAUGUUUACGUAGUUUUUCUCCGGCUUCAUGAUGCCGUCACUGACCGGCUUCAUGAUGCCUUCACUGACUGUUAUUUAUCAGUGUUUGUUUUACAGUUGGAUGGUCCCGGUAGUCGUGUUAAAACUACUUUUGUUUUUUAUUUGAAAUAUUUCUCCUGAUAUCGUCAGUGCAGCUUUAACUCAAACAAAGCAACCAAUCAGCACGCACACAUGCUCUGAUGUCACUGCCAUUGAGGACACGCAGCGGUCUUCACCUGCAUCGUCGAUCGAUCUGCAUGAAUCACAUAUUAUUAAUCACACCAGUCUGUUUAUUUAUUCAAUAUUUAUUUAUUUUUGUCGUCUUUAUUUAUGCAGUUAUUUAUGUCGAUUUUUAUUUGUUCAUGAUGUCAAAAUUGUUACAUAUCAAGACAUAAACACUUCAGAAGCUACAAGCCACAGAAACUGGUCUGUGUCUUCGGCCACAUCAAACCGGUCUCCUGAUUUGUUGCCAUGGAAGCACCUCAAUCCACAGCCAAUCAGACUCGAGCUUUUCUAACCAUGGCAACAGCAUACCUCCUGUACUUUCUGCUUUGCUGAUUGGCCCAUUAGUAAAUUAGAUGAUUAGUGAAUACCUUGCAGACAGUGCGAUUAGAUAACGAGUUAACGGUUAGGAAGUUGUUAGUUGUGAUGUUUUUUUUUUUUGUUCGCUGUUGAUUUGUUUACAUGUUUGUUUUUGUUUACGAAUGUCACCAUGGGGAUGAGCAUGACAACAACACACACACACUGUCUCCUCGACUGUCAAUCACCUUGUCGUGCCACGUGAAAAUGCCCUUCCCACCUGUACUGCUUUCCACCAAUCGUCUUCCUUUGAAGAGUGGCCAGCCAAUAAGAUGGUCCUGCUGUAUGAUGUCAUAUGCUGUUACUUGUUUCUGACUGGUUGAUUUCUCCUGCCUGAAAAUGUCCUUGUGUUCAACUAACGAUAAAAAACAAAGAAAUAAACAAAAUAAAACCAA